This is a messenger RNA of Penaeus indicus, 5002 nucleotides long. RefSeq lists its product as uncharacterized. Gene Ontology annotation, molecular function: nucleic acid binding. The coding region runs from base 316 to 5001 and encodes 1561 amino acids. Lineage: Eukaryota; Metazoa; Arthropoda; Malacostraca; Decapoda; Penaeidae. The transcript is spliced from 2 exons. The record is from RefSeq and is a predicted model, not a curated record.
UGUGCUGAGCAUGAUGGGAAAUAGAGGUAACGCAUGGGAAUUUUGAGUCGUAAACAAAGAUCCAUAUUAUGUUUUUGAAGUUGUAUUAUAAGUUGCAGUUUUAUUUUCUUGUUGUUUUGGGAUGCUAGAAUUGUAUUUAGCAUCUUUAGAAGCAGAUAAGCAUAUUCCCAAAAAAGAGAUCUUCUGUUCUAAGUGGAAACAGGGAUAACACUUCACGCUCACCAGAUGAGGCAAUGUUGUCGAAAUAAAUCAUAAACUAUUAUGACAAGCCGUAUUAUUUCUGGUGACCCGUGAAACAUUUCGACAACACUCAGGAUGGGGCUCAGCGACGAGGAGCCUCAGCACGGCAGCAUGGAGGGCUCUGCUGCUUCGGUAGACGGUUGGAUGAAGAAUCAGUCAAAAAGGGCUAAGCAGCAUAGAGGAACUGCCAAAGGAAAGUUAACACGUAAGCUAGAAAAGUUUUAUGAGCAUGUGAAAGAUAAAGUUGCCUUAGAAAUAUUGGAAGAUAACUAUAAUUUGAUUGUUAAAGCUUUUGAGGAAGUUGAACUAGCAAAUGAAAGUUAUUGCAAUUUACUUGAUGAAACUAGUGAUACUCAAGAAUUAAAGUCUGCAGACAUUUACAUUAAGGAACUUGACGAUAAGAAAUGUGCUGCCCAUGUUUUGUUUGUAAAGAUUAAAGAUGAGAUGCAAAUGAAAGGGGCCAUCAAAGUAAAAUCUAUUGACAUUCCAAAGUUUGAUGGAAAAAUCAGAGACUAUAGUAAUUUUAAAAGGGAUUAUGUCAGACUUAUGCAACCCAACUAUGGAAAAGACCCAUUUGCUCUUAGACAGUGUCUCUCAGGAGAAGCCUUAGACUCUAUUUGUGGGGUCGAGCAUGAUUUUGAUAAAAUGUUUGCACGGUUAGAUGACAUGUACAGUGAUAGUCGACGAGUAAUUGAUGUAGUAAUUGAAGAUUUGAGAGAAAUUGAACCUGUAGUCGAGGGUGAUAGUUUAGGUUUUAUCAGAAUGGUAGACAAAAUUGAGCAAAAUUUUCUUUAUCUAGAUCAGUUGGGUCUAUCUUCAGAACUUAAUACUGCCAAUAUGACAAGUCAGAUAGAGAAACUCUUGCCUCCAACUCAGAAGCGGGAAUGGAUCAAAAUAGCAGAAAAUGUUGAACCUGUUGAAUUAUUUAAAAAACUACUGGAAUACCUUUUGGGUGAAAGGAAAUCCCUUAAGUAUCUGAUUGCCAGUGUAAGGAACCCUGUUAACACUAAAGCUAGAGUGAACUAUGCUGUGUACAAUCAAGAUAGGAUUAGCUCUGACCAUACUGAAGAAUCAGAAAUAAUGAAGAGGCUGUCUGAUGUUGAGAAGGCUGUAACAAAUAUAAAUAACCUUGUGAUCAAGCUUACAGAAGAAAAGAGUGAAGAAAAGAGGUCUAUUGGUACUCUAAGUACACAUUUGAACAGGUGUUGGUAUCAUGGAACAGAUGGACAUGAUAUUUUAGACUGUGCAACAUUUCAGAAGUUAAACAAUAGUGAGAAAUUUGAAAUUCUAAGGAAAAGAGGUAUCUGUUUUAAUUGUCUAAAGGGAAUUCAUGUAUCUAGGAGAUGUUUUAAAAAAUCAAGAUGUUCUGCAACUGAUGCAAAUAAUCAAACUUGUGGGAAGCUCCAUCACACGAGCCUUCAUGAAAAUCAGAUUGUUGGGAGUUCAUACGUCAGCUUGAAAAGAAAUGGAGUCAUGUUCAUGGUCAAUAAGAUUAAAUGUAAUAAUCAAGUAUUAAAUACACUCUUUGAUUCUGGGGCUGACGUGACAAUGAUACGAAAUGAUAUGGCAGCCUCAUUAGGAUUGAAAGGCAAGCAUAUACGCUUAGCUGUGACUAAACUAGGAAACCAGACUGUAACAUAUAACAGUAAGGAAUAUGACCUUGUUCUUACUGAUAAACAGGGGAAUAAUGUGAAUAUUACUGCUUAUGGUAUAGAUGAAAUAACAUCAUGUAUAAACAAGGUUAAUCUGUCACAUGUGAAGCAUUUAUUUAAGAGUACUGAUGUAUGCCAAUUGGAUAGACCUCAUGGUAAGAUAGAUUUACUGAUAGGUGCUGACUAUUGCUCUCUAAUCCCUACAGUUAAAGAAACUGUAGGUGAAAAUUUACAACUUAUGGAAUCUCGAUUUGGGAUGUGUGUUCGUGGUAGUCACCCUAGUAUAGCUUGUGCCUCAGGUACUAGGGAUAUUGUAGGCAUCAGAAUAAACCAUAUUUCUGGGAUUAUAUAUGACAAAGAUAUAACUGUUGAACCGAAAUCUGAUAUUAAGGAUCAGAUUGAUAAAUUUUUCACAGUGGAAUAUUUAGGAACAGAAUGUAAUCCUAGAUGUGGUGAUUGCAAAUGUGGCAAAUGUGCAGUGGGUAACAAUGACUAUAGUAUUAGAGGAGAGAGAGAGUUAGCCUUAAUUGAAAAAGGAUUACAAUAUGAUUCAGAAAAAAAACAAUGGUCCGCUAAAUUCCCAUGGGUUAAAGACCCUAAUUUAUUACAGAAUAAUAUCUCUGUUGCUGUUGCCAAAUUAAGGAGUACUGAGAAGAGAUUGCUGAAACUUGGACCAGAAUAUGCUAAAGCUUAUAACAACCAAAUAAGGGAUAUGAUCAAACGUGAUGUUGCACGUAAAUUAACACCAGAUGAAAUAAAAGGUUAUGCUGGUCCUAUUACAUAUCUUCAACAUCAUGAAGUGCUAAAGCCAGGAUCUACAUCCACACCAAUUAGGAUUGUCUUUAAUUCCUCUGCCAAAUUCAUGGGACAAUCUCUAAAUAGCUUUUGGGCCAAGGGUCCUGAUGUUUUGAAUUCCAUGGUGGGCAUAUUACUGAGAUUCCGUGAAGGAGCCAUAGGUAUAGCAGGUGAUAUAAGUAAGAUGUACAACAGUAUUAAGCUUCCUGAAAUGGAGCAACAUGUACGCAGAUUUGUUUGGAGAGAUUUCCAGUUGAAUUGUGAGCCUGAGCAUUAUGUGUUAACUUCAAUGGGCUUUGGUGACAAACCUUCUGGAAUAAUUGCUAUGUUGGCUCUUAAACACACAGCUGAGCUAUGGAUGGAAAAGUAUCCCGAUGCUGCUUCUAUGAUAAUAUCAAAUUCUUAUGUUGAUGAUAUUAUACAAUCAGUUGAGAGUAAAGAGAAAGCUUUGCAGUUGAUUCAGGAAACUGAGAAAAUACUCUCAUAUGGCAAUUUUAAGGUAAAGCAGUGGAUUAUGACUGGUGAUGUUGAUAAGGAUGAUCUAGAUUUUUCAGAGAAUGAAGGCAAUAAAAUUCUUGGUUUAUAUUGGGAUCGUUGGAAUGAUGAAUUUAAAUUCAAAGCAAGGUUGAAUUUUUCUCCUAAAUAUAAGGGUAUACGAACAGGUCCAGAUUUAAAAUUUUCAAAUUUUAUUUGUAACAUUCCUCCAGUUUUAACUAAGAGAAUUGUUAUAAGUCAGAUGUGUUCUGUGUAUGACCCACUAGGUUUACUUCUUCCAUACACAUUGAAAGCCAAAAUAUUAUUACGGGAAACUGUCAGUUGCAGUACCAAGUUAGGAUGGGAUGACCCUUUGCCUGCCCAUAUGAAAGAGCAAUGGGUAGUACACUUUCACAAAUUAUUUGGGAUUGAUUCCUUGUCAUUUGAAAGAUGUAUCAAACCACCCACAGCGAUAGGUCUGCCUAUGCUUGUUAUUUUUAGUGAUAGUUCAUCAAAUGCAUAUGGUGCUGUGGCUUAUGCUAGGUGGAAAAUGAAAUCUGGAAUGUUUGAAAGUAAGCUAAUAAUGGCAAAAGGAAGAAUAGCUCCUACCAGACAACUUUCCAUACCCAGACUUGAAUUGUGUGGAGCAAUUAUUUCAUGCAGACUACGCAAAUUAAUCGAAAAUGAAUUAUCAUAUAGAUUUAGUUCAGUAAUGCAUAUAACAGACUCGGCUAUUGUGAGAGCACAGAUCCAAAAGGAGUCGUAUGGAUUUGGGACUUUUGUAGCAACACGGGUAGCAGAAGUACAAUCGAAGAGUAAUCCCAAUGAAUGGUGGUGGAUUGCUUCUUGUCACAAUCCUGCAGAUUUACUUACUAGACCUAAUGAUCCAUCAGAUAUUAUCAUCAGUUCAUUGUGGAAGUAUGGCCCAAAAUUCAUGACUCUACCCAAAGAAGAGUGGCCAAUAAGUCAAUCUAUUGAAUGUGACUUGCCUGAUAGAGUCCAUGUGAAUUUAACACACUGUCUGAAGGACUCAGAUGAAUGUGUUAUUGAUUUAUCUAAGUUCAAAAAUUACAAUAAACUUAUUGCAGUUACUGGUAGGAUAUUAAAUGUAAUGAAGAUCAGAUCUUUAAAGGGUAUCUUAUUAAGACUUGAACCUGAUAUUCUAAAUGAAGCAUUACAAUUUUGGAUCAGGCAAGCACAAAAAUGUUUUUCCGGUAAUUGGAAACAGAAAUAUCAAAGAUUGGGACCAUACAAGACUGAAAAUGGUAUAAUUAUGGUAGGUCAAAGACUGGAGCAUUGGUUAAAACAAAAUUGGAAUCAAGAUAACUUUAUCCUGUUACCCAGGAAACAUUUGUUUACUAUACUUUAUAUUAGUCAUUUGCAUAAUAUAGAUCAUGCUGGAGUGGAUGUUACACUUAGUAAACUGCAGACAAAGUUCUGGGUUCCUUCAGCACGUAAAGUCAUCAGAGCAGUGAAACGUAAAUGUGUUACUUGUAGGAGAUUAGAUUACAAAGUUGAAGGUCAGUGCAUGGGUCAAGUCGCUACUGAAAGAAUAACUCCAUGUCCAGCUUUCUAUCACACUGCUACAGAUAUCUUUGGGCCAUUUCAAAUAAGAGACAAUGUGAAGAAAAGAACUACUGGUAAAGCUUAUGGUGUUAUAUUUAAUUGCAUGGUUACUCGUGCUGUAUAUAUUGAUGUUGUUGAUGGAUAUGAUACCCAUAGUUUCUUGAAGACUUUUAGACGUUUCACAGCUGUCCAUGGAUAUCCAGCUACUGUUCAUUCAGACUUAGGCUCUCAACUGGUAUCAGCUAGUAAGGAAACUUCAAAUAGCUAUAAAUAAC